AUGCCCCCGCCCCAGGUCCCGCGUGGAGCUGCCCUGGAACAACAUCAGGAAUAUUGUCCUACGAUAGUGGAUUCACAACAUGUAUCAUUUCAACAACAUCCAUUAUCAACAAAUUCAUAUAGAAAAACAAUAAAUGAUCCAUUACCACCAUCGGAACCACGACUCAGACCCGUGCUAAUGAUAUCACAUACAACUUUGUUGAUAGAACAAGUUCGUCAAUUCCAACAUGAACUUAAACAAGAAAAAUCAAAAGUUGGCCGCCUUCAGGAGGAGAAUGCAACUCUAAAGCAUUCCAGCUCGUCUACAUCAAAUAAACACUCAUGCACUCAAACAAUUGAUGAAUGUUCCUCUGGAAUUUGGGAUGAAAUAAAUCUUAAUCCCAAAGCUGCCAUCAAGAAGUCAAAGAAAUCGAGAAAAUCAUUAAAGAAACUUGAUCGACGUCCAUCACCAUCCGUAUCAACUGGUGAUGAAGAGAUGACACCAAAACAUCAUUCACAAAAAUCAACAAAAAUUUUACAACCACCUACGACACCUAUGUUGAAUCUAACGAUGUCCAUACCCGAUAAUAUUACAAAAUUCGGAGGGACAACAAAAGAGGCUUCAGGCAGAUUCAUUAUAGAAUAUCAACAAAAAGCCAGAACUGCCUAUGGAUGGUCAGAUCAAGCAACACUCAACGGAAUUAGUUUGGAAUUCCGGAAUUAG
This is a messenger RNA of Didymodactylos carnosus, 702 nucleotides long. NCBI's taxonomy places the organism in Eukaryota, Metazoa, Rotifera, Eurotatoria, Philodinida, Philodinidae. The record is from the annotation of a GenBank genome assembly.